Messenger RNA from Pelobates cultripes (western spadefoot toad), 504 nucleotides. The record is from the annotation of a GenBank genome assembly. Lineage: Eukaryota; Metazoa; Chordata; Amphibia; Anura; Pelobatidae.
AUGGCGACCGUUAGUGCACCAGGCGAGAUAUCUGAACGCCACACAGUCAUGCCAGACUAUGAAGCCAAACUCACUGCUCUCUUUGACGCCUUCUGGGCACAGCUGGAGCACCGGGCAAGGCUGAAUAACCAGAGCAAAUGCCAGAGCAAAGAACAAUUUAAGCAACACAACCGCCAACGCAUUAUUCCUAAACAGCUCAGGGCCCCAAGAUGGCGCCGCAGGAGGAGAAAUCCUCUGCCUGCAGGUAAACUCAUGGGAGGAAAACCAGUAUCGGAGCACAGCCACAGAGUGCUGGGGACCCCUCGUGCUCCCAAGAGCUCUCCCCACUCUUCUUCCGAGCAGGGAGCCCACCUGAGGGUUACUCCUCACCGCCACCCAUACACCCAGGGGAACAACCGGAAUCCGGCGAAACCUUGGGCCCACGACCCUGGAGAUGGGAUCAAUGGAGUUGUGGAAAGGGCCUCCGCUAAGGCCUCGGGCCGAAGACACAGGAUACUCAAGUGA